Molecule: messenger RNA, 591 nt
Organism: Carica papaya (papaya)
Lineage: Eukaryota; Viridiplantae; Streptophyta; Magnoliopsida; Brassicales; Caricaceae
Source: RefSeq, a predicted model, not a curated record
AUGGGAUGGUUUCAUUGUCUAGGGUUCAUAAUCAUAUGUGGUUUAGGAGUUUUAGGGUUAGUCCAAGGUCAACUCAAGAUGGGUUUUUAUGGUGAGAGUUGCCCAAAAGCUGAGAAGAUUGUGGAGGAAUUUGUUCAGACCCACAUCCAUAAUGCACCAUCUCUUGCAGCAGCUCUCUUAAGAUUGCAUUUUCAUGAUUGCUUUGUUAGGGGCUGUGAUGCAUCUCUGCUGCUAAACUCAACUUCAGAAAACCAAGCAGAAAAGGAUUCCCCUCCAAAUUUGACAGUAAGAGGCUAUGAUUUCAUUGACAGAGUAAAAACUCUAUUGGAACAAGAAUGUCCUGGUGUUGUUUCCUGUGCUGACAUUAUUGCUUUGGUUGCUAGAGAUUCAAUCGUGUCGAUUGGAGGACCUUACUGGAGAGUUCCAGUGGGACGCAGAGAUGGAAAAAUCUCGAGAACAUCAGAAGCCUUAGCUAACAUCCCUCCGCCGUUUUCAAACAUCACUAGUCUUCUGGCCUUCUUUUCCAGGCAGGGGCUUGAUCUGAAGGACCUCACCUUGCUUUCUGGUAAAACCGGAAAUGUCAUUAUCUAA